This is a messenger RNA of Lates calcarifer (barramundi perch), 3803 nucleotides long. It is a transcript of the gene hsf2, whose product is annotated as heat shock transcription factor 2. Gene Ontology annotation, biological process: regulation of DNA-templated transcription. The coding region runs from base 111 to 1709 and encodes 532 amino acids. The transcript has 12 exons. The record is from RefSeq and is a predicted model, not a curated record. NCBI's taxonomy places the organism in Eukaryota, Metazoa, Chordata, Actinopteri, Centropomidae. Gene Ontology annotation, molecular function: sequence-specific DNA binding; DNA-binding transcription factor activity.
AUUGACGUUUUCCUGAAGGCAACAGAAUUGAGCAGCUUUUCACACAGGCUACACAUACAGGUAUCACUGCGCAGUUUCAGUCUAGGCGUAUCUGUUGUUACAUUUCAGAAAUGAAGCACAACUCGAACGUCCCGGCUUUCCUCACAAAGCUGUGGACGCUGGUGGAGGAUGCGGACACCAAUGAAUUCAUUUGCUGGAGUCAGGAGGGCAACAGCUUCCUAGUAUUGGACGAGCAGCGCUUUGCCAAGGAGAUCCUCCCCAAGUUCUUCAAGCACAACAACAUGGCCAGUUUCAUCAGGCAGCUUAAUAUGUAUGGAUUCCGCAAAGUGAUGCACAUUGAUACAGGCAUUAUCAAACAGGAAAGAGAUGGUCCAGUGGAGUUUCAGCACCCCUACUUUAAACAUGGACAGGACGACCUACUUGAGAACAUCAAGAGGAAGGUUUCUAACACUCGGCCAGAGGACAGUAAGAUUCGACAGGAAGACCUGACCAAGAUCUUGGCAAGUGUUCACAGUGUUCACAGCAAACAAGAGAACAUCGAUGCCAGGCUGGCAACACUAAAGAGGGAGAAUGAAACUCUGUGGAGGGAGAUCUCAGAUCUGAGACAAAAACAUGCCCACCAACAACAACUCAUCAAAAAGCUCAUACAUUUUAUCGUCACAUUGGUACAGAACAACCGCAUCCUGAAUUUAAAACGCAAAAGGCCAAUUCUUAUGAACAGCAAUGGGAAGAAGCCCAAAUACAUUCAUCAGAUCUAUGAUGACAAAGUGUGUGUGGAACAGUCAUCUGUCAACAGUCUGAAUGGUGUGAAGGGCUCAGAGAUAUCAGAUGACGUUAUCAUCUGCGACUUGACUGAGAGUGAUGCUGAGGUGACAGCUGAGAUCACAGAAGGGUCACCCAGGGCCUAUGAGCAGGGUGAUGUAGAAAUUGUGGAAGUAGAACUGGACAGUUGUGCGGUGCUGCCAGCUGAGACGGAGGUAAGCACCACCUGUACAGAUGACAUCAAACAGACAGGGGCCAGUGUGUCAGCAGCAGCAGAUGACAGCCAGAAAAGCAGCACUUUAAACAGCAGUGGACCAACUAGCAGUGCCCUGCAGCUCAAUAAACCCUCAGGCCUGAGUCUGGAGGACCCUGUCAAGAUGAUGGACUCCAUACUGAAUGAGAAUGGUGCAAUUUCACAGAACAUCAACCUGCUGGGCAAGGUGGAGCUGAUGGACUAUCUGGACAGUAUUGACUGCAGUCUGGAGGACUUCCAGGCCAUGCUUUAUGGAAAACAGUUCGGCAUUGAUUUUGAUACCAUGGAGGAGAGUGUGUCCUCCAAAGAGAGCACUGCACAGCUAAGCAGAGGUAGAACAGAGGAAGACAACACAGAUAAGCAGUUGAUCCAGUACACUUCCUGCCCCCUGCUGGCCUUUCUUGAUGGUUGUACCCCUCCUCCAGAGCUGGAUUUGGGUACUGGCAGCAGCAACAGCAGUAGCUCCUCCAGCACCCACCUCCAGUCCUCCUCCGGCUCCAGUGUUUCUGUAGAGGCUGAGCCGCCCUCAGAGCUGCUGGACACCAACCUGGAGUCGAAACAGCUGGCCCGCAGCUCCCUGAUCCGCCUGGAGCCUCUGACAGAGGCAGAGGCCAGUGAGGAAACACUCUUCUACCUGUGUGAACUCAGUCCUGCUGGACUGGAAGCAGACUCCACUCAAAUGGACAGAGUGUGAGCAGGAAGGGAACUGACACUGACAGAGAUGCUCCUCACACUGAUGUUGGUUAACCACAUCCUUCCAUUCCCCAGACAGUACUGAUAUUACGUGUUAAAAUUCCAUCACCUCUCUGACCUACGGUGUGUGUUUGUUGAGAAGCAGUAGCAGAAGUUAAGAAAGCAGCAGGCUGGGGAAAGAAUAGCUGCAGUUUGUACCAUGUACGCAUUUUUACAUGUAAGACUUUUGCAUUGAGUUUGAAAAAAUUCAUGAGAUACAAUAGUAACAACCUCUGGCUGGUUAAUAAUCCUUUGACCAUAAUAGAUGCAAUUUGUAUGAAAAAUGUCAUCAGUCAUAAGUCAAUGAGCUUAAAGCCUGCUUGAGGCUCAGAAUGUUCCAUCAACAUUAUUCUCAUAUCCCUGGAACACUGAUCCUUAAUUUACUCAUAUAAAAAUACUUACUGUGGACAUACAAGUACAAACAGUUUUAUUUACCAUAAAAGCUGUCCUAAAUCAUGUAUAGUAAGACUGACUUACAAAUUGCUGAGAUGCCUGAGUUAUUCUGAGUGUAAAUGUAACACCGAGAUAUUUCGUGUUUCUGCCAUAAAGCUUUUAAAUAGUGAAACAUAAGCAGAAAUAGGUGAGUUUAAAAGGGAAAACAAACUUCCAUGUGUCUGAAAAUGAAACCCACUUCUUUGGGAUGGGUAAGUGUACUUCAUUUAAAAGAUUCUGUGAAAGUUUUUUCAAUGCAAAGGUCUCAGAUGUAAAAACAAAAAAAGACAUGAGAGGCACAAACUGGCUGUGAAAGCACAGGGCACCAAGAAUUGGAUGCCCAUCACAUAGCUUCAUCUCUUCCCUAUCAGAAGAGAACAUUAGCCUUUGCUCUCAUCUGCUCCUCAGUAUCUUCACUGCAUCACAUCUAGUCCUACAACAUCAGUGAGGAGGCAUCCUUAUCUGACUUGUAUGAACAGACUGAACCUUUGUAUAUACUUCUGAAAAUCUAUUUAUUCUGAUUUUUGUUUAUCUUUUGCUACAUGUCUGUCCACAGAGCAGAGGUUCUUCAUAAAGCAACAUUGUCAGCCAGGGCUUACUUUUCUUUGAGUUCAGACUUGGGAAAGUGAAUUUGUUACAUUUGUUGAAUGAAAGCAACAUUGUGGGUAACUGGGACAGAAGGUGAUCUUAACUAGAGACUACACAUAAACAUGUUGAACAAGCAACAGAUAGAGAUGAAAGAGUAGUUUUAUUUUGUGCUGGGACCAUAAAUACAUCACCACAAGGAAUGGAUUGAGUGUGUCUGAAUGUACAUCACGAACCAAAGCCAAAACUGUCUGUAGCCAGUGUAAUUUUGUCUUUUACCUGUAUGUCAGAGAUAAAAAAUAGUCCUAUUGUUUAUUGCUCAUAUGAUGUGCAACACCAGUACUAUGAGUAAUAUAACUGGACAUGCAUGGCAGUACUGAAAUGAAGAGUAAAAUGUUCAGACUUGCUGUUACCCAGGAUACCAUUAAGAAUAUUUGGGUCAGUUGUGGUCACAUUUGGUUUUACAUGAAACAAAGUUCUCCCACAUUCUCAGUUUGAAUCAUCUUUAUCAACCUUUAUUGCACAGUAACAAAGACCACAAAGUGAAAAAUAAAACCCAACAUCCAUUCAGCAAGUCUUUAAAGGAACGCUCCCUGAUUUUGUUACAGUGCUCUAUUAAUCCUUAACUCCCUAUACCUCCAAGCCCCAAGUUAAGUAAGUCAACACUGUUGACAAAAAAUAGAUUUGUGGUCACUGUAACAGAAUCAAGAAGUUUUAGUGUGUGAGCUCAACUCAAAGCCUGGAUGUCACAGUGGAACAGCUGUAAAUGAUUUCAGUCUCUGUUUCCUGAUGUCAAUAUGUCAAUGUCUCAGUAUGUUCAUGUGUGAUAAAGGCAAGUUCCUCUCCUGUCUCUCUUCACUGAUAUAGAAGUGCCUGCAUCCUGUCUCUAUUUCCUCUGGCAGAGUCACACUUUUCGACCUCAGAUGCUGUUCAUAGGCUGCUCAUGAUGGUCACAGAGGUCAUUUGAUUUCUCUGUGACCUGCCCACAUCCCACAAGCUAUCUGUCUUUGUUGUAAUAAAACAAAUGCUACAGUGUUCA